GUCUAAAGUAGUGUGGAAGGCGGCUGCCUGCUCCGCGCGGUCUCUUCCCGUCUCGGAGCGAGCGAUCAGCGGCGUCGCCGCGCGGAUCCGAAGCGCGCGCGAGAAUGCAGGGCGGAUCCAGCGGCAUCGUCUAUGGCGGCCUCAAGUACCAGGCGCGGUGUAUCGCCGACGUGCGCGCGGACGCCGGCUCGACCACCUUCCUCGCCGGCACCCUCAGCCUCAAGGAGGAGAACGAGGUGCACCUGAUCCGGCUUUCGCCGGCGGAGGGCGAGCUGGUGUGCGAUGGCCUCUUCUACCACCCCGACGAGAUCUGGGACCUCAAAUCAUGCCCCUUCGAUCACAGGAUCUUCUCCACAGUCUACACGUCUGGUGAGGGCUAUGGUGCGUCAGUUUGGAAGAUGCCAGAGGUCAAUGGGCAAUCAAACUCACCGCAACUUGACCAGCUCUUUGAGCUUAGUGGGCAUAGGGGCAAGAUUAGACGUGUGAUCUGGUGGCCACUUGGAAAGCAUGAUAAACUAAUUAGCAUUGAUGACCGAAAUAUUUUUCUUUGGAGCAUAGACACGUCAAAUAAAUCAGCUAAGGUGAUCUCACAAGGAUCAGCUGACAUGCUUCCAAAUUUACGUGGUGGAGCUUGGGAUCCACACAAUCAUAAUUCAGUUGCUGCAAUAUCUGAUUCGUCACUUCAGUUGUGGGAUCUACGUUCUAUGGAAAAAUCAACUGCAAUUGAACAUGCACAUAUACGGGACGUGGAUUAUAACCCCAAGAAGCAAAACAUUAUCGCAACAGCAGAAGACGAAUUUGGAAUUCGCUUGUGGGAUCUCAGAAUGCUUAAGCAUCCUCUAAAAGAUCUCCCUGGGCACUCACAUUGGACAUGGGCUGUUCGGCACAAUCCUGAGUAUGACGAGUUGCUUCUGAGUGCUGGAACAGAUUCAACUGUAAAUUUAUGGUUGGCUAAAGUUAGCAGUGACGAUUCUGAAUCUGAUAGCCCUUCUGGUUCACCGAAUAGGCAAGAAGAACCAUUACUCAACUCAUAUACCGACUACGAAGACAGCAUCUAUGGUAUUGCAUGGAGCUCCCAUGAUCCAUCAUUAUUCGCUUCUUUGUCGUAUGAUGGAAGGGUUGUCUUGGAAUCAGUGAAGCCCUACUUGCAGAGAAAAUAAAUCUUGCUCGUCUAUCUUUUUUUGAAUUGCUUGUUUGUUCAUAUUUGAAGCCGUGUAACUUUGCCUUGCCAUUCUGUACCCUCUUCACAAGCAUUUAUGUGAUGAUUCAUUUUACUGUUGUAGCAAUGGCAGAAAUAUCGAUAACAAGAUUGAUGCAGAAAUCAUCCUGGCUGACAUAAGGUCUUCGGCCCAAUUAUUAAAGCCAGCAAUGGUCGCAAAAAACCAGAUCUAGCUUCAGUUGGAGAUAGUACAGCACAGUUGAGACUGUCAGCAGUUUCCUUUCCUGUAUCUUCAAAUUUUGUUCGCUAGGAUUUGGUGUUUAGUUGCUAGAAACUUGGCUGUGAAGAUCUGAUCUGUAUGUUAAUAACCGUUGUCCAUCUGUCUGAAAUAUUGUUGCUUACUUGAUUUGUAGGAUGUUGUAUAUUUGAAAAGUGUCCAUAAAAAGGUCUUGCGUUGUAUGAUGAGGUGGAGUUGGACUGAAUUUGUAAAACCAUUCAGAAAUUCAGAUUACCAGGAUUAGUUAAAAAAAACUUUUGUUUUGCA
This is a messenger RNA of Sorghum bicolor (sorghum), 1703 nucleotides long. Its product is annotated as WD repeat-containing protein DWA2. The record is from RefSeq and is a predicted model, not a curated record. Lineage: Eukaryota; Viridiplantae; Streptophyta; Magnoliopsida; Poales; Poaceae. Gene Ontology annotation, biological process: protein ubiquitination. The transcript has 14 exons. Gene Ontology annotation, molecular function: protein binding. The coding region runs from base 105 to 1160 and encodes 351 amino acids.